AUGCGAAAGUCGGCCUGCGAGCGCCGUGUGCGCCCAGUGGACCAGCGAGCCUCUCACAGGGGGCUGAGGGAUCAGGGACUGCCUUCGGGGAAAGCUCAGCCAACCCCACCCCUGGCUGUCGGGGAGAGACUUGAGAUUCCGGGGAGGCAGGAAUCAUGUCCCCCUUUGCCACUGCUGUAUCCCUGGCACCGAGCUCAAUGCUCGGUCCACAACAGGGCCUCAAAAUACUAUCACAUUCUGGGCAAAUUUCCACACGGAGUCUUCAAAGGUGGCGGAGAAAAGCAGCAUCUGGCAGUUCCUGCCCAGAAAGUGGUCCCCGACCCAAACAUCAUCAAACUGAAGCGUGAGGAGGAGACACUGGACACCAUCAAGCAGUAUUACGUCCUGUGCAAUAACCGAGAUGAGAAGUUCCAGGCCUUGUGUAACCUCUACGGAGCCAUCACCAUUGCCCAGGCCAUGAUCUUCUGCCAUACACGCAAAACAGCCAGUUGGCUGGCAGCAGAGCUCUCAAAGGAAGGCCACCAGGUGGCUCUGCUGAGUGGAGAAAUGAUGGUGGAGCAGAGAGCUGCAGUGAUUGAGCGCUUCCGAGAGGGCAAAGAGAAGGUUCUGGUGACCACCAACGUGUGUGCCCGAGGUAUCGAUGUGGAGCAAGUGUCUGUCGUCAUCAACUUUGAUCUUCCAGUGGACAAGGACGGGAACCCGGACAACGAGACCUACCUGCACCACAUCGGGCGCACCGGGCGCUUUGGCAAGAGGGGCCUGGCAGUGAACAUGGUCGACAGCAAGCACAGCAUGAACAUCCUGAACAGAAUCCAGGAGCAUUUUAAUAAGAAGAUAGAAAGACUGGACACAGAUGAUUUGGAUGAGAUCGAGAAAAUAGCCAACUGAGCAGCUCCACCAGGAACCGGUGCCCACCCUUGGCGCUGCCCCUGCCGGGAGACGGGAGCUUUCCCAGCACAGGCCUCAGCAGCCACCACCACAAAGAUGCAGGCAC
Molecule: messenger RNA, 994 nt
Organism: Choloepus didactylus (southern two-toed sloth)
Lineage: Eukaryota; Metazoa; Chordata; Mammalia; Pilosa; Megalonychidae
Product: ATP-dependent RNA helicase DDX19A-like
Exons: 2
Coding region: 1-888 (295 amino acids)
Biological process (GO): poly(A)+ mRNA export from nucleus
Cellular component (GO): cytoplasmic stress granule; nucleus
Molecular function (GO): RNA helicase activity; RNA binding
Source: RefSeq, a predicted model, not a curated record